AUGGCUCGUACCAAAAUGACUGCAAGAAAAUGUGUUCAACAGAGAGGGGCAAAAAAAAAUAUAGCCAGCAAGGCAAGAAAGGGGGGAAAGCAUCCUCCAGGACAGCAUGUGGCUCAUGUGAAACCUCGACGUCGCUAUCGUCGAAAAGCUGGCACCACUGCUCUCCGUGAAAUCCGCCGUUAUCAGCGUGAUGUUGAGCUUCUUAUUCACAAGCUCCCAUUCCAGCGUCUUGUCCGUGAAAUUGCAGCAGAUAUAUAUGGUGAUCUUCGAUUUCAAGCAUCUGCAAUUCUGGCUUUGCAGGAGGCUGCAGAGGCGGUUUUGAUUGAUGAAUUCACAAGUAAGAAAUGA
Messenger RNA from Paracoccidioides lutzii Pb01, 348 nucleotides. RefSeq names its product histone H3. The record is from RefSeq and is a predicted model, not a curated record. The transcript has 2 exons. Gene Ontology annotation, cellular component: nucleosome. Bases 1 to 348 code for a protein of 115 amino acids. Gene Ontology annotation, molecular function: DNA binding; structural constituent of chromatin; protein heterodimerization activity.